GCUGUAUUGGCUUGUCUAUUCUGGUCAGGUCCAAGGAGAAAGCGAUCAAAUACAUGAAUAUCAAAUUGAGUCAUUGUUGGUCCAUUAGGGUUAUGGUUGUUGUUACCUCAGGGAAUCUAUUUCGGAUGAUUCAUACGAACAUGGUUGCAUGUGCAUCUCCGGAAUCGGCCAGGCUUGUGAGUGGUAGGGAAAUCUGCGACUGCUCAUGCAAGACCUGCAAUAAGAGAGAUUUCUCGCAGGUUUGUCCCAAGUAACAGUCAAGAUCAUGAUUGUAUCCGCCGUCAUCAUGAAAUCAAUGGUGGUCAUUCUUGCUUAUAUGUUUGUUUUACCUUGAAGCUCUCUGAAUUUCCCGUUUGCUUUCCCCAGAUCCAAACGUACGGAGUUAGGGCCCUACUCCGUGGCUAGUGCCAUUUCGAGUGACCGAGGAUCCUCUUUUUUUCCUCUUGCCUGAGGCCCCAUCUCACCAAUCAGGUGACGGCAGACCUUCGAAUGGGCGCCGAUGAUCGGAGCUAGCAGGCGAAUUGAGCCAAUCAAGGGGGCGGAAUUAUUCGAGACUGAAUGGCGCUAACCAGGGAUGGAUUAGCCACACCAGACACUGAGUCUGAGUCUUCUUCCGCCUGGUCUUAAGGACCUCUUACUCACACCAGGUCCGUGGUCUCUUUCCCCCUUCCCAUUUUCUAAACCCAUUUAUUUUUUCUGUUUGGCCUGGCAGUCAUCCGCCGCAAAGAUGAUGCCUCUAAGACCAUCCAAAAGCGCCAUGCGCGCCAUGCACUACCAGAGGUAUAUGACCUCUGGAAGAAGGUGUUUUACGUCUUCCUCGGUGGCCGCGGCCGUCUCGCCCCACCGCUUUUCUGCUCAGAAACGAUCCCAGAGCACUGCUACAGCUACUACUUCAAAGUCUCGUCCCGCCCCAAGCCCCGCCUUCAACCUGGAACCUCCUCGCAGUGAAGUAUCGCCGUUGCAGAACCGAAAUGUGCCUGAAUUGGAUGAUUCUUUCGUGGGACUCAGCGGUGGAGAAAUUUUCCAUGAGAUGAUGCUCCGUUUGGGCGUCAAGCACGUCUUUGGCUACCCCGGUGGUGCCAUUCUUCCCGUGUUCGAUGCUAUCUACAACUCCAAGCACUUCGACUUCAUUCUCCCUCGCCAUGAGCAGGGUGCUGGACACAUGGCUGAAGGUUAUGCCCGGGCUUCAGGAGAGCCUGGUGUUGUCCUCGUCACUUCUGGCCCCGGUGCCACUAAUGUCAUUACUCCCAUGCAGGAUGCCCUCUCGGACGGCACGCCCAUGGUUGUUUUCUGCGGUCAGGUCCCGACCAGCGCGAUUGGUACCGACUCUUUCCAGGAAGCCGACGUGAUCGGUAUCUCGAGAGCCUGCACGAAGUGGAACGUUAUGGUGAAGUCUGUCGCCGAGCUUCCUCGCCGCAUCCACGAGGCCUUUGAAAUCGCAACCAGUGGUCGCCCUGGUCCCGUCCUGGUCGACCUUCCGAAAGAUAUCACCGCCGGUAUCCUCCGCAAGCCUAUCCCUAUGAACAGCACCAUUCCCUCUCUGCCGAGCGCGGCGAGCAUUGCGGCCCGUGAGCUGAGCAUGAAGCAGCUCGAAAGCACCAUCGGCCGCGUGGCUCGUUUGGUCAAUGUCGCCAAGAAGCCCGUUCUUUACGUCGGACAGGGUCUUCUCGCUAACCCCGAAGGCCCGAAGCUCUUGAAGGAAUUGGCCGACAAGGCCUGCAUUCCGGUCACCACGACUCUGCAGGGUCUGGGUGGCUUCGACGAGCUGGACUCCAAGGCACUGCAUAUGCUGGGAAUGCACGGAUCGGCCUACGCCAACAUGGCUAUGCAGGAGGCUGAUUUGAUCAUUGCGGUUGGUGCCCGUUUCGAUGACCGUGUCACCGGUAACAUCACCAAGUUCGCCCCUCAGGCUAAGCUUGCUGCGUCCGAGAACCGUGGUGGUAUUGUACACUUUGAGAUCAUGCCCAAGAACAUCAACAAGGUCGUCCAGGCCAACGAGGCCGUCGAGGGUGACUGUGCGGAGAACAUUAGCCAUCUUCUUCCCCAUGUCAACAAGGUGGAGGAGCGCCCCGAGUGGUUCGCCCAGAUCAAUGACUGGAAGGCUCGCUUCCCUUUCUCUCUGUACGAGAAGCAGGCCGCGGAAGGUCCCAUCAAGCCCCAGACUUUGAUUGAGAAGCUCAGCGACCUCACCGCCCACAUGAAGGACCGUACCCUGAUCUCCACCGGUGUCGGUCAACAUCAGAUGUGGGCUGCCCAGCACUUCCGUUGGCGCCAUCCCCGUAGUAUGAUCACCUCCGGUGGUUUGGGUACUAUGGGCUAUGGUCUUCCCGCGGCUAUUGGCGCCAAGGUUGCUUGCCCUGAUGCCCUUGUCGUUGACAUUGAUGGAGAUGCCUCCUUCAACAUGACCCUCACCGAGCUUUCUACUGCUGCCCAGUUCAACAUCGGCGUCAAGGUCCUCCUGCUGAACAACGAGGAGCAGGGUAUGGUGACCCAAUGGCAGAACCUCUUCUACGAGGACCGUUAUUCGCAUACCCACCAGAAGAACCCCGACUUUGUACCUCUGGCUAAGUCCAUGGGUGUUGCUGCUGAUAAGCUGGUCAACCCUGCUGAUAUGGAGGAGAAGCUGAAGUGGCUGAUUGAGAGCGACGGCCCCGCUCUGCUCGAGGUCAUUACUGACCGUAAGGUGCCUGUGCUUCCCAUGGUGCCCGCUGGCAGCGCCCUGCACGAGUUCCUUGUUUAUGACGAAGCCAAGGAGCAGGAGAGGAAAGCCCUGAUGAGGAAGCGGAAGGUCAAUGUCUAAGUUGACAUGAAUGAUGGAACGACGUGACCUACCGAUCCUGUAAUUGCAAAGUGCCCAUUGACCUUUUCUUAAUCUGUCGAUAUCCACGGCGUUUUCUGGCGGGUUCUAAAAACGCUAGCGGGUGCCUGUUGGCGCUCCCAGUAGCAUCAGACGGCCGUACUCAUUGGGAGGAAACUGCACGAUAAAAUCCGCAACUCCGAGGCCUUGCUGGAAUCUUUCCGGUGAGAUGUGGGCCGGGCUUCUUCUACCCUUGAACUCGAGUCCCUUUAUUUUUCUUUAUUGGCAUCUUGUUGAUCCUUUUUAUGAUUCGCCAAAAAGUUUCUUCGGUUCCAGGCGGCUGUAUAUUGUAUAUAAUCCUUAUGUUUAUCAUGUUACCUAUGUUGGAAACUUUAAGGGAUAAUAGGAAAGGAUGUCAUUUUGACCUGUUUUGUAAUUGACCAUGAAUAAAUUCGGUAUCUUUGCCACACCCGUUUCAAUACAUCAGCCAUAGCGAC
Molecule: messenger RNA, 3294 nt
Organism: Aspergillus pseudonomiae
Lineage: Eukaryota; Fungi; Ascomycota; Eurotiomycetes; Eurotiales; Aspergillaceae
Product: acetolactate synthase catalytic subunit
Exons: 5
Coding region: 728-2800 (690 amino acids)
Biological process (GO): L-valine biosynthetic process
Cellular component (GO): mitochondrion; acetolactate synthase complex
Molecular function (GO): thiamine pyrophosphate binding; magnesium ion binding; flavin adenine dinucleotide binding
Source: RefSeq, a predicted model, not a curated record